UAACGGAUUUAUUUUCGGAUUCAGACACACAGCUCUUUACCAGCUGAUGGCCCAAUGUCUUCAUCAAAAUAAAAAAGUAAAAUUCAGGAUGAAAACGUUGUUGUUGCUGCUUCUCUUGUGUCAUGUUUCAUCAUCAGCGAAACACUCACUGAAAUUUUACACCACUGUCUCCUCUGGAGUCCCAAACCUUCCAGAGUUUAUGAUCGUAAUACAGGUUGAUGACAUCCAGGUUGUUUACUGUGAUGGCAGCAACAAGAUAUUUGAAACAAGACAGGACUGGAUGAAAAUAUUAGUUGACGACAAUCCUCAAAUCUGGACAAGGGGGACUCAACAGUGUUUUGAGGUUCAACCUCCCCUCUACAAAAGCAGACUGAACAGUUUGAUCCAGCUCUUCAACCACACUGAAGGUUCAGGUGUUCACAUUUUACAGCUUUUGGACGGUUGUGAAUGGGAUGAAACAACUGGAGAGGUCACUGGUUUUCUAAGUUAUCAUUAUGAUGGAGAAGACUUCAGUGAACUGGAUCUGAAGUCAUUGACGUGGACCGCUCUGAGACCAGAGGCUGAUAUUAUCAAACAGAAAUGGGAUGAAGAUACAGUUAGAAUGAAAUACAAUGAGCAAUUACUCACUCAAACUUACCCUGAGCUGUUGAAGGGCCAUUUGAAGUAUGGGAACAACUCUCUGCUGAGAACAGACGUCCCCUCAGUGUCUCUCCUCCAGAAGACUCCCUCCUCUCCAGUCAGCUGCCACGCUACAGGUUUCUACCCUGACAGAGCCUUGUUGUUCUGGAGGAAAGAUGGAGAGGAGAUUCAUGAAGGAGUGGAACAUGGAGAGAUCCUCCCCAACCAUGAUGGAUCCUUCCAGAUGAAUGUUGACCUGGACAUUUCAUCAGUCUCACCUGAAGACUGGAGGAGGUACGACUGUGUGUUUCAUCUCUCUGGUGUGGAGGACGACAUCAUCACCAAACUGGAUGAAACACAGAUCAGAACCAACCGGGAGCAGCCCAGUAACAUGACCACCAUCAUCAUCAUCUCUGCAGUGGUUGUUGCUGUCGUCGUCUUUGCAGCAGCUGCUGGAUUCAUGGUUCAUAGAAAGAAACAAGACCAAAAGGCUCCACCUGAUCCUGUCUAUGAGAUGCCUGUUGUGUAGUAGAAUGAUGUUUGAUCCGAUUGAUCAGCUGUACUGAUCCUUGACCGUUGUACUACUAAGACGUUGGUUAAGGACUUUUUAAACCUCAUUGAAUCUUUUAAUCUGGUACAGUCUGACAGGUUCCACACAGGAGUUUACAAAGUUCAGCUUUAUUUGAGUUGUAUUGUCAGACUUUUAAACCUCCUGUGAAAGCAUUGAGAACUGAAAGCAUCUACACCUGAGACUGAAACAUGACUGAAUGAAUCUAAUGAACAAAGAGCACAGGUGGAAAAAAAGACGUGUAAAGGAAAAUCUGUAGAUGUACCAGAAAACAUUUUAUUCUUAAGAAUUCUCUUUUUAACACUAUAAAUGCUGCUCUUAACACCACCCACUGUGAUUGUCUCAACUUUGUUUACGAUAUUUCCUAGAGGUGUUUCGUUCUGGUCUUAAGUCUUCAAAGCACCAACGCUGGUCUUUUAAAGGUUUUUAAUGAUCUUUUAUUAGUUUCUGAGUCAGAUGACUCUGUUUUUGACACUGUAGACCACAGCCGCAGUGUGUGGGCAUCAAAGAUACAGCUCUGGAGUGGUUUAGGUCCAACAGGAGCUUCUCUGUUAGCCUUGAUGAUGCAGUUUCUGUCUCUGUGUCCCUUCCUUGUGGAGUCCCCCAGGGAUCUAUUCUUGGGCCGAUUUUUUUUUUCCCUGUACAUGCUCCUCUUAGGCUACAUCCUCAGGAAGUACGCCGUCUCAUUACAUUUUUAUAAAGAUGAUACACAACUCUACCUGACCUUCAAACGAAAUGAUUUUAAUUCCCUAAAACCAUCCUGGACUGGACAAUAAUGAUCGGAUGGACUUAAUUUCUUAAAUGUCAACAAAAGUAAAACUGAGGUCAUGAUGUUUGGAUCUAUUGGUGCCUGUGAGGCUCCUCAUAUAUAAGUUCCCUCCUCCUAUAUGUCAAACCCUCUGUUACAAACCUAAGUGUGAUUGUAAUGAGUGAUUUUAAACUGGAGAAACUGAUUCUUCCACCUGAGGCUUUUAUCCUAAACUCAAGUCUCGUAGGAGAUGGUUCUUCCUCAGGUGCAGCCCCCUCUAUCUGGAACACUUUACCUUUAUGUAUUAGGUGGCCUAGACACUGCCUGUUAUUAAACCCAUUCUUUAUGGGGUUUUUUGUUGUUGUUUUUACAUGUUUUUCAUGUGUUAGCUAUUUUUUACAUGGCUUGACAAGAACUUUUGUUGUUUUUAUAUGUGAUUCAUGAAUAAUUCACAUUGAUAGUGAUCUUGUUUUGCCUCUCUCUGUUCUCUUCCUCCUCUUUCUGAGCUCAUCUGAACUCUCUCGUGAAGAUCCUGAUGAAUGUUUGGAUAAAUGAUCAUCUGAGCUGUUUUAGUUCCUACAGUUAAUGAAGGUUGAGCUGACACAUUUUUACCUGUGAACACAUUCGGUGCAAUAAACAGCAUCUUAAAUAGU
Molecule: messenger RNA, 2587 nt
Organism: Mugil cephalus (flathead mullet)
Lineage: Eukaryota; Metazoa; Chordata; Actinopteri; Mugiliformes; Mugilidae
Product: major histocompatibility complex class I-related gene protein-like
Exons: 7
Coding region: 47-1147 (366 amino acids)
Biological process (GO): immune response
Cellular component (GO): external side of plasma membrane
Source: RefSeq, a predicted model, not a curated record